CCUCAACCCCCUUCCCCUCCUUCUCCUGCCCCGCCUGGCCCCUCUCUUCCAGCACGCUCUGCCCCAGCCUCAGCAGCCCUCACGCCUCCCCACCGCCACACUCCCCACAGCCCCACACCAGCCUCCCCACUCCCUCGCCCUCCUGCAAUACCGCUCCUCGCACCCCCACGCCCCUGCGCUUGCUCAACAGCCUCUCGUCCCUUCCAGGGCUCCUCCACACCACACACAUGGCCUGCUACAACGCCUGCCGCUCCUGGGGACCCACCCCGCUGGCCAACAGCUGCAACGAGCCCUGUUCCCAGCAGUGCCAGGACUCCCGCGUCGUCAUCCAGCCUCCCGCCGUGCUGGUCACCCUGCCAGGACCCAUCCUCACCUCCCACCCCCAGAGCACCGCCGUCGGAUCCUCCUCAUCGGCUGCCGUGGGCAACGAACUCAGUGCCCAGGGAGUUGCCAUCAACUCCGGGGCCUUCGGCUACGGCAACGGCUAUGGCUUUGGAGGCCUGGGCUGCUUUGGCGGCAGAAGGGCUGGAUACAUCUGCUAAGGGCCCUCGCCACCACCCCUGACGGACACCACCUACCGCAUUGAAGC
This is a messenger RNA of Columba livia (rock pigeon), 589 nucleotides long. RefSeq names its product feather keratin 4-like. Bases 228 to 542 code for a protein of 104 amino acids. Lineage: Eukaryota; Metazoa; Chordata; Aves; Columbiformes; Columbidae. The record is from RefSeq and is a predicted model, not a curated record. Gene Ontology annotation, cellular component: intermediate filament. The transcript has a single exon. Gene Ontology annotation, molecular function: structural constituent of cytoskeleton.